Molecule: messenger RNA, 1731 nt
Organism: Trametes versicolor FP-101664 SS1
Lineage: Eukaryota; Fungi; Basidiomycota; Agaricomycetes; Polyporales; Polyporaceae
Exons: 3
Coding region: 1-1731 (576 amino acids)
Biological process (GO): regulation of DNA-templated transcription
Molecular function (GO): DNA-binding transcription factor activity
Source: RefSeq, a predicted model, not a curated record
AUGGGGGAUGAACUGUCAAAGUACGACUCCCUCGCCGUCCCUCCCGCCACCGCUCCUGGUUACGACUUCCUCUCCCUCCCAUCAAUCAACCAGAGCAGCAGUCCCGAAUCGUCCGGUUCCGGCAGCUCCUCUGAAAUCGUUGAGUCUCCAACUACCAUCGACCCCCAGCUGGUCGGCACGCCCGCACCCUCGAAGGCUGCGAGCGAGUUCGAUGAUGAGGAGGAAGAGGGCGACGAGGAUGACGAUUUCAACGACCAGAUGGAUCUGCAGAGCAUCCCCGAGGAUUCGGUGGUUGCCCCAGUGAAGGUCGGCGGGAAGGGGAAGUCGAACCGCAAAGGUACCGUCCGCGAGGGCGGCAUCGUGAAGCGGUCAUCGAGCGCUGAGAAGAAGGAGAACACGAAGCCGUCGGGCAUGAUCUCGACGACGUCGAUGGAGGCCGACGACUGGCGGCCGACGCCCGAGGAGUACAAGAAAAUGUCCUCCAAGGAGAAACGUCAGCUCCGCAACAAGAUUAGCGCGCGCAACUUCCGUGUCCGCCGAAAGGAGUACAUCACCACGCUCGAGGGCGACAUUGCAGAGCGCGACAGGCUCAUCGAUGCGAUCCGUAACGAGCUCGGCAGCACAAAGCACGAGAAUGUGGCGCUCAGACAGGAGAUUGCUCAGCUAAAGAAGGCGCUCCUCGAUGGCCGCGGCCGCGCCGAUACCCCUGUGCUCCCUCCCCCCGCUCCCCUGCCUGCAGUGCCUGCCUCCGUCCUUGCCGCCUCGGCGUCGACAUCCUCCUCGCCGCCGCCCACUCUCCCUCGCAGCCCUCUGCUCACGCCGAACAUGCAGAAGGAUCUCCCUACAUCACCACGGAUGGGCUCUCGCGCUUUCUGGGGCGGAGCCUCAUCUAUCGGUGGCUACGGCAGCUUCACGCCCGUUCACACGACUCUGGUCCCAGACCUCAGCAGUGUGCUAAGCGGGAAGCCUGUCGCAGGGCGCAAGAGCCCGACGCUCCAGGAGAACAUCAACCCCACGCUCAACGGUUCCGCUGCCUCCCUUGCGCACCUGCUCAGCGGCAGGAACGAGGAGAAGCCCAAGGAGCAGCAGCAGUUGCCGAUGGGGGCCUUCGAUGCGUUCUCGGACAUCAACCCCUUCACGCUCAAGUCCCUGGAUGCGUAUCGGAUGCACUUGUGGGGCAAGAUGGCUCAGCAGCAAGUGCCUCAGAGGCAAGGGCAAGCCCAGCAACAGCCCACCCAGUCCCCCAGCGGUCUUGCUGGCAACCUCCGCCCUCACUACUUUGCCAAGAGCCCUUCGCUCAACGCCCUCCUUUCUGGAAAGGCCGCUACCUCCUCUGUCUCGCACAUCAACCCCUACCCGUCCCCGCCGAACUCCCCGCCUCUCGGACCGCGCGAUGCGCCCACCGCGCAACACGCGAUGCUCGCGAACAUCGCGUCGCAGACCCUCUUCAGCAAGCUCGGCUCGGCGUUCUGGGAUGCCUUCGCCCGCCCCUCUGGCACCAUCGGCGCCAAUGGGCACGCCAAGCGCGAGUGGGAUGCGGAGAAGGUCCGCCGUGUUAUGGAGGGUACCGCCGUCGUACAGAUCGUCGACGUCGAGCCUCAGCCUGCUGCGCGUGCUCCGAGCCCGCGACCUACCCCGGUACAAGAGAGGCAGGAGAAGCCCCGCUGCCACGCUUCGGUGUCCGACCUGCUCGCGGAGAGCAUGGCGACACUGAACCUGGGCAGGAAGUAA